AUGUCUUCUGGAGGAAAGUCUGCUGGUAAAUCUGCCCCUGCCGUAGCUUCUAAGGGCAGCUCAUCUCGUUCAGCAAAGGCAGGUCUUCAGUUCCCCGUCGGUCGUAUUCACCGUUUGCUACGUAAAGGAAACUACGCUCAUAGGGUUGGUUCGGGUGCACCUGUUUACCUAGCUGCUGUACUUGAAUAUCUUGCUGCGGAAAUUCUUGAACUUGCCGGUAACGCUGCUCGCGAUAACAAGAAAUCCAGAAUCAUUCCUCGCCAUCUUCAACUUGCUGUCCGUAACGACGAAGAGUUAAGUAAAUUACUAGGUUCGGUUACUAUCGCUCAGGGUGGUGUGCUCCCCAACAUUCACCAAAAUCUCUUGCCGAAAAAGAAGAAAGGUGUCUCGGAAUCAGAGGCUUAA
Molecule: messenger RNA, 405 nt
Organism: Acaulospora morrowiae
Lineage: Eukaryota; Fungi; Glomeromycota; Glomeromycetes; Diversisporales; Acaulosporaceae
Source: the annotation of a GenBank genome assembly